AUGGCUCGGAAGCCAACACCCUCCGAUAAACAGAGAGUCAGGACGGGCUGUCUCACUUGCCGAAAGAGGCGUAGAAAAUGUGACGAACAGAAUCCAAGAUGUGCCAACUGUGAGGUCAAAGGAUUCACUUGCAAAUAUGGAUCUGACUUGGCCUUCAUGACGCCGCGGUCUGGGCAGGUGGCUAGUGAAACAGGGGCAGGCUACACAUCGAUCACGUUUGUCGAUGAAUCGCCUGCUCCGAUCGACAAAGGAAUACCAAUACAGCAAUCUACGCCAAGUCAGAGCAACCCACAAGAGAGUCUGGACCAUGCCAGUGGAGAUGACAUCCAGAGCCAAGAUCAGGAUAUGCCAAACCUUGAACUACGUGGUAUCCUUAGUCCUCAUGGCCCAAUCCACCAUACAGAACCGACCUUUGAGGGACACUCGGGUUUUGCUCUGCGUUAUCAACGACUAGUGCAAUGUCCCACGAAAGAAAAUACAAGCUACGAGACAGAUUUGUUACGACAUUUUCGUUAUCAUGUCGGUCCAUGGAUGGACACUGGUGAUUCGAACUGUGCCCUUGGAGUCCAAGUUCUUCUUCUUUCCCGGUCAAGCAGACCCCUGCAGUGCGCCAUUCUUGCAUUAUCGGCGGGCCACAGAUCUCUUCUUUCUUCGGCCCACAGCGACGAUAUUGUGAAUAUGCUGCGAUUCCGAAGGGAGGAGCAAGCUUUGAACUAUAACUUGGAAUUGGAGAGACAUACAGCUUCAGCACUGCUCCUUCUGCAAGAAAUCCUUCCAUCUGGACUUCAGCAAUGGAGAGACAUAAUUUUACCACAUACCAACCAUCCACAUGGAUUCAUCUCGCCACUGGAUUUGGUUCAGGAGCUAGGAAACUCACUGUUCUGGGUCUAUUUUAAACUAGAUCUAGCAGCUUCAAUCGCUUCGUAUAAAGCUCCCAUUAUUCCAUUCCAGACAUUCGUGCAAGACGGAUUUUCGAUCCAUGCAUCCCAACAUAUCAUCCAGUCCAAUAUCACCAGAGUUUAUCAACAAGCUUUAUGUCUUUUAGGGCACUGCCUCGCUCUGAUCUACGAAGAACCCGUCUCCCUGCAAGCAAGCUCUCCAGGAUUACGGGCUUUUCCAUCUCUACGGCAAUCUCACUUCCUCUCGCAGUGGAGUUCACUUUGGACAGAUUGUCAAAAGUUUUACAACGAGCGCCCAGUUGAGGCGCAACAAAUCGUGGAUAUUCGCGGCGACGAAGCCGAUAUGGAUCACAACUCAGCUUUCCCAAUCAUCUUGAUCUUUACGACACCAAUGGCGCUGGUCGCCAAUGUUGUUUACCAUACCAUCUCUUUCCUGCUCCUCACGCAUAAACCACGGCUUUUAAAAUCGCUCCCCGGCCCUCGCAACUUAACAUCCCAUAUUUGGCAUGCACAAGCGAUUGCAGGGAUAGCUGCUUGCAAUGACUCACCGGAGCAGUGGGAUCCGGUAUUUGUCGCGAGUUUAUUAUUAAUUGGAAAAAAUAUGUCCCACGAGACUCAACAAGCUGUAUUGCAGGAACGAUUAAGAAUAAUAACCGCUAGGACGGGCAUGAAUCUGGAGCGUGAGAUAGACUCGCUACAAGCAUCAUGGAGAACCGCAAGAUAUGAUGAAGUGGAAGACUGA
This is a messenger RNA of Penicillium verhagenii, 1641 nucleotides long. RefSeq lists its product as uncharacterized. The record is from RefSeq and is a predicted model, not a curated record. The transcript has 3 exons. Gene Ontology annotation, molecular function: zinc ion binding; transcription cis-regulatory region binding; DNA-binding transcription factor activity, RNA polymerase II-specific. Gene Ontology annotation, cellular component: nucleus. Bases 1 to 1641 code for a protein of 546 amino acids. Lineage: Eukaryota; Fungi; Ascomycota; Eurotiomycetes; Eurotiales; Aspergillaceae. Gene Ontology annotation, biological process: positive regulation of transcription by RNA polymerase II.